CAACUUGGGGAAUACGUGUUUUAUGAAUUCGGUUUUGCAAGCAUUGCUGCAUACUCCGCCAUUGAGGAACUUUUUCUUGAGUGAUCGACAUAAUCGGUAUUUUUGUCAGAGAAAUGUCAAUGUCGGCAAUAAAAAUUCCAACUCUAAUGAUGGAAAUGGCAGUAAAAAUUCGCGCAUCUGUCUAGCUUGUGAUCUGGAUGCGAUGUUUUCUGCUGUCUUCUCGGGUGAUCGGACGCCUUACAGCCCGGCAAAAUUUUUAUUCAGUUGGUGGCAACAUGCUGCAAACCUUGCAAGUUAUGAACAACAAGAUGCUCAUGAAUUUUUCAUCUCUAUUCUUGAAGGCAUCCACGAAAAGGUGGACAAAGAUCGGCGCAAACCUUACAGUCAAGGUAAUGGAGACUGUUGUAUUGCUCAUAGAGUAUUUUCCGGCAUAUUGCGGUCUGAUGUCAUGUGUAUGGCUUGUGGUUUCACAUCGACAACCUAUGAUCCAUGUGUAGACAUCUCUUUGGAUUUGGAACCAAAUCUAGGGGGUUCUGCAAAGAUGGCAGCCACAAGGUCCAAUCUUUCUUGCAAUGGUGAGGCAGAUUGUGUGAACUCAAGCCAAAACCACAGGAUAUCUUCCCUGGUGGGUUGCUUGGACCAAUUCACUAGGCCCGAAAAACUUGGGUCCGACCAGAAAUUCUUCUGCCAACAGUGUCAGGUGCGGCAGGAAUCUCUCAAACAGAUGUCCAUAAGAAAGCUUCCGUUAGUUUCUUGUUUCCACAUUAAAAGAUUUGAGCAUUCUUCGGUUCGGAAAAUGUCGAGGAAGGUGGACCGAUAUUUGCAGUUUCCAUUUUCUUUAGACAUGGCACCCUAUCUCUCAUCUUCUAUUUUGAGAAGUCGAUUUGGGAAUAGGAUUUUCCCUUUUGAUGGAGAUGAACAAGAUGCUUGCAAUGAGUCAUCGUCGGAGUUUGAGUUGUUUGCUGUCAUCACUCACAAAGGUAAAUUGGACGCCGGUCAUUACGUGACCUACUUGCGGCUGAGUAAUCAAUGGUACAAGUGUGAUGACGCUUGGAUUACCCAAGUCAAUGAAAAUAUUGUUAGGGCUGCACAAGGAUACAUGAUGUUUUAUGUGCAGAAGAUGCUCUAUUACAAAGCAAGUGAGAAACAGAGUGCUUCAUAACGUUUCGUUAGAUGGGAAACUUGAUUACAGGACAAAAUCGGUUGAUGCUCAAUCAAUUUCAUCGAUAUUUUGUUUGCCAUGGAAGCCAGUAAUUGCUGUUGUUUGUCAGUAACAAGCUGAACUAUGAGUGCCUGCACAUUGUAGUCAAAGAUAUAGGCGAGCCAACACUUUUCGGGGAUGGUAAUUGUGAGAUUUACUCAUGAAGGCAGACUCAGGUUCCUUUUGAAGGGAACUUCUCUGAUACUUUUUUAACUCCUUUUCAUCGCUUCCUACCUAUUCAAGCAAUGUUGGUGGCUUGGGAUGGAGUUUUAGUACUUGGAGUUGUGGCUCAGCAGAUUAACUGAUCUCUCUCUACAUAUUAUGAAGAGGUAUGAAAAAUCUAAUUCUAGAGCUGUCUCUCUCUCUCUCUCUCUCUCUCUCUCUCUCUCUAGAUAUCCAUAUGUUCCGGGUGGGUUCUUCAUCUCCCCCGGAUUUCUGAUUUUUGAAAUCUAUCCAUCGAUUUUUUUUGGUGGAACCACCUAUUAAUUCAAACAUGAAACUGCAACACAUGGGGCUGCUGCUCCUUUUGGAUUUGGUGCAGCAACAGGUACAAUGGCAGGCUGCUUCAGCCUUUUUUUAUUACACGUGAUUUAUACUGAAUUUUAGUCUCCUUUGACACACUCUCUAAACCCCCCCUCCCCUCCUCCCCCCUUAUUAAUCUAUUUACCGAGUCUGCCCAAAAUGAGAAUGGACAGGGUUAAUGAUCAAGUUAUAUUGGUCAAAACUAGAGUGGGGAUAAGUUAUAUACAUUCUAAUUAUGAGAAAAACAAACAUCCGAACUGAUCUAAAUAGAUGUAUGUUUUUUUAGUCUGACUCUGUUGAAAUUUGUAUGCAAAAUGUUAUCAUUAAGUUGUAGGUAAAUAAAAUUUUGCUAUUGGUGAAGAAAGUGU
This is a messenger RNA of Momordica charantia (bitter melon), 2091 nucleotides long. RefSeq names its product ubiquitin C-terminal hydrolase 22. NCBI's taxonomy places the organism in Eukaryota, Viridiplantae, Streptophyta, Magnoliopsida, Cucurbitales, Cucurbitaceae. Gene Ontology annotation, molecular function: zinc ion binding; cysteine-type deubiquitinase activity. The record is from RefSeq and is a predicted model, not a curated record. Gene Ontology annotation, biological process: protein deubiquitination.